CCGUGACGUAAGAAUGCAUGCUCAGCUGCUUAGACAAUCAACUUUGACUCACCUGAUUUUUUGUAGAUCUAAAUAAUUAUCAUCAUGACCUUAGUAGACACGGACUGUAUAGUGGAACUAGAAAUGGCUGAUUUGAAGGAGAGCCCCAGGUUUCCUCGUAGAAUGCUUUCUACAGAAGUCCCCAGUGAUUCCAAGGGUCAAAAAGUAUGUGAUGACAAGCAGAGUUCAGCAUAUGUACAAGCACAGGUUGACUCUCGACAUCAGUUUGCUAUGUCUCCUUGUAUGACAGAAAAUCCUGAGGCAACACACAGCAAGUCUUCAAUAACCACGAAAGGUGGUGAUGGAAUUAGUAAAAGUGUUGACAUUCACUCAAGUCGUGGUGGUCAGUUUUCAGUUGCCGCUAGGGAUGCAUCUUUGCUAGAGAGGAUUGCUCACAAAGCAACUAAGGAGACACGUGUCUUAGAACCCCAUGAAGUUUUUAUUGAAUUGGAAGAGCUACAAUAUGAUUCUAUGGAGAGUUUGGAAUGGAAAGAAACUGCACGUUGGAUUAAAUUUGAGGAAGACGUUGAACAGGAAGUUGGUCGAUGGGGACGUCCUCAUGUAUCUGCCCUAGCAUUUCAUUCCUUAGUUGACCUGCGGAAAGGGCUUGAAGAAGGUUGUGUCCUGCUAGAUGUGGAAGGAGAUAAUUAUCCUUCCAUUGUUGAUGAUUUAGUAGUUUAUCUUGUUAAGCAUAAUUAUCUUAGUGAAGACAGUGUUGAUUACGUAGUUCAGGCUCUUUAUAUGAAGCACAAGCACCAACAUGAGACUACUUUAUGGAAUAAAUUGAGGCUUGCUGCAAAGACUGCUGAUGGGAAACUGCAUGAUAUUGGGAACCAACUGCGUCGUAGAUAUCAGUCACAUGACACAAUCGCUGAAACUGAAGCCAGCUCACAGCUGAUUUAUUCUACUGAUCAAAAAGAAGUCUCCCCAACUGUAGAUACUAUCGACAAUUGUGCCUCUGCUAUUCCAUUUAAAGAGCACUCUGAGCUUGGUACUUGUAAUAAUCCUACAAAGGCAAACACUUGUGAUACUGAAAAAUCUAAAGCAUCGUCUAAUCUUAUAAUGUAUACACAAAAUAACAAAGAGAAGUUGUCACACUCUAUGCAAGAUCUUCUUCAGAGAAUACCGGAAAAUGCUGAAUCAUUGGCAGUUUUAGUUGGUGGAGUUUCUUUUCUGAAAGAAACUCUUGUUGUUUUUUUGCGCCUAAAGCAUAGUCAUCUAUUAGGCAAUUUAACAGAAGUGCCCAUACCUGUUCGCUUCAUUUAUCUAGCUCUUGGUCCACCUAACUCUAUUGACUACCAUGAAGUUGGACGUGCUAUGGCAACUCUUAUGUCUGAUAAACAUUUUCAUGACAUAGCUUAUGCAUCAUCGUCUAAAGAAGAGUUAUUGGAUGCAAUUGAUGUAUUUUUGGAUGGUAGCAUUGUCUUGCCCCCUGGCGACUGGGAUCAAGAUCUUAUUUUACCACUAAUGCAUGAAAGACAUGAAAUGAAACGAAAUAAAGAGAAGAAGCAAUUGCAUUCUGAUCAUGAUGAAAGCAUCAAGUUUUCUUGUAAACCUUGUGGAGGAUUGUUUCAUGAUGUCAAAAAUCUAGUGAAGCGCUAUCCCAGUGAUUUCAAAGAUGUUUUACAUAUUCAGCCUUUAUUGGCUAUUUUAUUUGUCUACAUUUCUUGUGUUGCUCCUGCUAUUGCUUUUGGAGGUCUCAUGGGAGAGGUCACACACAACUUGAUAGGAGGGACGGAAACUUUAGUUGGGACGGGUCUUUGUGGUAUUGUUAACGGUUUGUUUUCAGUGCAACCUCUGUCUAUUUUAGCUUUUACUGGGCCAUUGUUGCUCUUUGAAGAAGUCAUCAUUGAGUUUUCUCAUUUGUUACAUAUUGAAUACCUGCCUUGGAGAGCUUGGAUUGGACUUUGGGCGAUGUUUGUUAUUUUACCUUUUGCCAUUUUUGAAGGAACCUUUUUAGUAAAGCAUUUCACUCGUUUUAGUGAAGAAAUUUUUACUGGAGUUGUAGCAGUGUUUUUUGUUGUAGAGACCGUAAGAACAUUGAGUAGAAUAUUUCAACGCAAUCCUUUGUGUGGUGUCUUUUAUCCUUGUGGUCGAUAUGCACAAUGUACUAACAUUUGUGACUGUUCAUUAAGCAAUGCCAGUGAUGUGUCUGAUUAUGGACCUGGAGUAAAUGAAAGCAUUAAUCCCGAAGUGCCACGUGCUUUUAAUGUGUGCAACCAGCCUAAUACUGCUCUCUGGUCAGUAUUUUUGUGUCUUGCUGUUUUUUUCAUUGCUGUCCUACUAAGAAAAUUUCGCCAGAGUCAAUUUCUUUCAAAGCAGGCUCGCCGUCUUGUUAGUGACUUUGGUAUGCUUACUGCUAUACUCACCAUGGUUAUACUUGCAUUUUUCUUGCGUAACUUUAUCUCAGUGGAAGUUCUAGCUAUUACAAAUGGAUGGAGACCAAGCAAUUCAUCAGCACGGGGAUGGAUUAUUAACCCAGUUUAUAAUUUAAAAGCCUUUCAUAUUGUAGGAGCUAUAAUUCCAGCUAUUUUACUUGGUACCUUAAUUAUCAUUGAGAAUCAGUUAGCAUUAUUCUUGGUUAAUAAACCAGAACAUGGAUUACGAAAGGGUGCUGGGUAUCACUUUGACUUAUGCAUUGUUGGAGUACUGACUAGUUUCUGUGGUAUAUUGGGGCUACCUUGGCAUUCUGCUGCUCCUGUUCGAUCUCUUCAGCAUCUGCAGGCAUUGAGUUACUUUUCUAAGAAGACAGCUCCGGGAGAGAAACCUCAUUUGGAAGGAGUGUAUGAGCAAAGGGUCACCAAUAUUGCUGUUCACGUUUUAAUCAUUUUAUCACCAUUUGCUUAUAGAAUAUUGCGUGAAAUUCCUUUUUCUGUUGCUAUGGGGGUAUUCCUUUACCUUUCUUAUGCCUCUUUUAGUGGCAUACAAUUAAGAAAGAGGCUUAAGCUGUUUUUUAUGCCACCCAAGCAUCAUCCUGAUAUUCAUUAUGUUCAGAAGGUUCGAACUUGGAAAAUGAACCUCUACACUUUAUUGCAAGUUUUUUUAAUUGCUAUUCUCUUUGGGUUAAAGGUGUCACCUGCUGGACUGUUGUAUCCAUUAGCUAUAGUUCUUUUGGUGCCAAUUAGAAAAUUUAUUGGAAGAUAUGUGUUCAGUCAUGUUGAAAUGGAAGCUCUUGAUAGUGAAGAAGAUCAUCCUGAUGAAGCCAGUGAUGAAGAUGUCUUUGCAGAGUAUAAGCAAACAUCUGUACCUUAUUGAUUUGAUUUUAAUACUUUAUGUUUGUGUGAAGCAUUAUGUCAUGCAUUAUGUGAGAUUCGAAAAAAUUUAAAAUAAUA
Messenger RNA from Amphimedon queenslandica, 3371 nucleotides. RefSeq names its product anion exchange protein 3-like. Gene Ontology annotation, biological process: monoatomic ion homeostasis; bicarbonate transport; transmembrane transport. Gene Ontology annotation, cellular component: plasma membrane. Lineage: Eukaryota; Metazoa; Porifera; Demospongiae; Haplosclerida; Niphatidae. Bases 85 to 3294 code for a protein of 1069 amino acids. Gene Ontology annotation, molecular function: solute:inorganic anion antiporter activity; monoatomic anion transmembrane transporter activity. The transcript has 17 exons. The record is from RefSeq and is a predicted model, not a curated record.